CGGCAUGGCCCGCUGGAUCCCCACCAAGCGGGAGAAGUACGGGGUCGCCAUCUACAAUUACGAUGCUGUCCAAGAUGUGGAGCUGUCCUUGCAAGUUGGUGAUACUGUUCACAUUUUGGAGAUGUAUGAAGGCUGGUACCGAGGAUACACGCUCCGAAAUAAAUCUAAGAAGGGCAUUUUCCCAGAAACAUACAUCCAUUUAAAAGAGGCAAUCGUGAAGGACCGGGGACAGCAUGAAACAGUGAUUCCAAGUGAAUUGCCCCUUGGACAAGAACUCACUUCUACCCUGAGGGAGUGGGCAGUUAUUUGGCACAAAUUAUAUGUGGAUAACAAGACGACACAGUUCCGGCACGUCCAACAGCUGACGUACAGCCUGAUAGAAUGGCGGUCACAGAUCCUGUCCGGGACCCUUCCCAAAGAUGAGCUAGCUGAGCUAAAGAAAAAAGUCACUGCAAAGAUUGACUAUGGCAACAGGAUCCUAGGUUUGGACCUGGUUGUACGAGAUGACAAUGGGAACAUCUUGGACCCAGAUGAAACCAGCACAAUCUCUCUCUUCAAGUCCCAUGAAACUGCAUCAAAAAGGAUUGAUGAAAGAAUCCAGGAAGAGAAGUCCCUGCAACAGAAUUUGGACCUCCGAGGGCAGCCCAUAUUCAACACAACACAUACAUACAGCCUGUAUGUAAACUUCAAGAAUUUUGUCUGCAAUAUUGGAGAAGAUGCAGAGCUGUUAAUGAGCCUCUAUGAUCCUGAUCUCUCCAAAUUCAUCAGUGAAAAUUACUUGGUUCGUUGGGGCAGUAAUGGGAUGCCUAAAGAAAUUGAGAAACUAAAUAACCUUCAAGCAGUCUUUACUGAUUUAAGCAGUUCUGACUUAAUCAGACCAAAAAUCAGCUUGGUGUGCCAGAUUGUGAGGGUGGGGCAUAUGGAGCUGAAAGAUGGGAAGAAACACACCUGUGGACUCCGGAGGCCCUUCGGUGUGGCAGUGAUGGACAUAACUGAUAUCAUCCAUGGAAAGGUGGACGAUGAGGAAAAGCAACAUUUUAUUCCAUUUCAGCAGAUUGCCAUGGAAACAUACAUCAGACAGCGACAGCUAAUCAUGUCCCCACUGAUAACUUCCCAUGUGAUCGGAGAGAAUGAGCCCCUCACUUCUGUCUUCAACAAAGUCAUCGCUGCGAAGGAAGUGAAUCAUAAAGGGCAAGGUCUUUGGGUCUCCCUGAAACUGCUUCCUGGUGAUCUAGCACAGGUUCAAAAGGACUUUUCCCACCUUGUAGACAGAUCAACUGCUGUGGCUCGCAAAAUGGGAUUCCCUGAGAUAAUCCUACCUGGUGAUGUUCGAAAUGAUAUCUAUGUCACCCUGAUACAAGGGGAGUUUGACAAAGGGAAGAAGAAGACUCCUAAGAAUGUAGAAGUCACCAUGUCUGUACAUGAUGAAGAUGGAAAUCUCCAAGAGAAAGCUAUCCAUCCUGGUGCUGGUUAUGAAGGUGUCUCUGAAUAUAAGUCUGUUGUUUAUUAUCAAGUCAAGCAACCUUACUGGUAUGAAACUGUAAAGGUGUCCAUUGCAAUCGAAGAAGUCAGUCGUUGCCAUUUAAGAUUCACUUUCCGUCAUCGGUCAUCACAAGAAUCUAGAGAUAAGUCUGAGAGAGCUUUUGGCAUGGGCUUUGUGAAGUUGAUGAAUGCAGAUGGAACAACGCUGCAAGAUGGCAAACACAAUUUGAUUGUUUAUAAGGGUGAUAACAAGAAAAUGGAAGAUGCUAAAUGCUAUUUAACUCUUCCUUGUACCAAAACGGAGGUAGAGGAGAAGGAGGCCUCCUCGGGGAAAAAUCUGCACCAUCUAGCCAACUUCACACCCACUAAAGACAGUACAAAAGACAGCUUCCAGAUUGCCACUUUGAUCUGCUCCACCAAACUUACCCAGAAUGUUGACCUGCUGGGUUUGUUGAACUGGCGUUCUAACUCUCAGAACAUAGCUCACAACCUAAGGAAGCUAAUGGAUGUGGAAGGAGGAGAAAUUGUAAAGUUUUUGCAAGACACCCUUGAUGCACUUUUCAACAUAAUGAUGGAAAUGUCAGAAAAUGAAACCUAUGACUUCCUUGUGUUUGAUGCACUGGUAUUUAUUAUUUCUUUGAUCGGAGACAUCAAGUUCCAGCAUUUCAACCCUGUACUUGAAACUUAUAUUUACAAGCACUUCAGUGCAACCCUGGCAUAUGUGAAACUCACCAAAGUACUGAACUGUUACGUGGGAAAUGCUGAUGACUCCAGCAAGACAGAAUUGCUGUUUGCUGCUUUGAAAGCCCUGAAGUACCUGUUCCGAUUCAUUGUGCAGUCACGAAUACUGUACCUGAGGUUUUAUGAGAAAAGUGAAGAUGGAGAUGAAUUUAAUGAUGCAAUACGCAAACUGUUCCUCUCCUUCAAUGUCCUCAUGGACCGGCCUUUAGAGGAGGCUGUCAAGAUUAAGGGUGCAGCUUUAAAGUAUUUGCCAAGCAUCAUAAAUGAUGUGAAACUAGUAUUUGACCCCGUUGAGCUCAGUGUCCUCUUCAGCAAGUUUAUCCAAAGUAUUCCUGACAACCAGCUGGUUCGACAGAAGCUAAACUGCAUGACCAAGAUAGUCGAGAGUGAGCUGUUCAAACAGACCGAAUGCAGAGAUGCUCUUCUGCCUCUACUAAUAGAUCAGCUAAGCGGCCAGUUGGAUGACAAUUCAAACAAGCCUGACCACGAGGCCAGCUCACAGCUACUUAGCAGUGUUCUUGAAGUCCUGGAUCGGAAAGACGUGGGGCAGACUGGUUUCCACAUCCAGCUGAUCAUGGAACGCCUGCUAAGGAGAGUAAACCGCACGGUGAUCGGAAUGAGCAGACAGUCUCCACACAUUGGUAUUUUUGUGGCCUGCAUGACAGCCAUCCUGAGGCAGAUGGAAGAUUCCCAUUACAACUAUUACAUCAGUACCUUCAAAACCAAGCAGGACAUUAUGGACUUCCUGAUGGAAACAUUCAUUAUGUUUAAGGAUCUGAUUGGAAAAAACGUCUAUGCAGCUGACUGGAUGGUCAUGAAUAUGAUGCAGAGCAGGGUUUUCCUCCGGGCAGUGAACCAAUUUACCACUGUACUCAACCGUGUCUUUCUGGAUGAAGCAAAUUUUGAACUUCAGCUCUGGAAUAACUAUUUCCAUUUGGCAGUGGCCUUUCUCACUCAUGAAUCCCUCCAGCUGGAGACCUUCUCACAAGCCAAACGCAACAAAAUUAUCAAGAAGUAUGGAGACAUGAGGAAAGAAAUUGGCUUCAAAAUAAGGGAUAUGUGGUAUAACCUGGGUCCCCACAAAAAAAAAUUCAUUCCAUCAAUGGUAGGCCCGAUCCUGGAGGUAACUCUGGUCCCAGAGCCUGAGCUACGGAAAGCUACCAUUCCCAUCUUCUUUGAUAUGAUGCAGUGUGAGUUUAACUUCAGUGAGAACAGAAACUUCCACAAGUUUGAAAAUGAGUUGAUAACAAAGCUGGACCAGGAAGUGGAGGGUGGCCGAGGGGACGAACAGUACAAGAUUUUGCUGGAGAAACUCCUCCUGGAGCACUGUCGGAAGCACAAGUACCUGUCUGCUUCUGGGGAGGUGUUUACUCUGCUGGUCAGCAGCCUGCUAGAGAACCUGCUGGACUACCGGACGAUCAUGCAUGAUGAAAGCAAGGAGAACCGCAUGAGCUGCACUGUCAAUGUGCUGAAUUUUUAUAAGGAGAAGAAACGAGAGGACAUUUAUAUCAGGUAUCUAUAUAAGCUCCGGGACCUGCACAUAGACUGUGAGAACUUCACAGAGGCAGCAUACACUCUCCUCCUCCAUGCAGAACUGCUCCAGUGGUCGGAGAAGCCCUGUGUCCCUCACCUCCUGCAGAGGGACAGCUACUAUGUCUACUCACAACAGGAACUCAAGGAAAAACUCUACCAAGAAAUCAUCUCCUUCUUUGACAGGGGCAAAAUGUGGGAAAAAGCCAUUCAGCUAAGCAAAGAGUUGGCUGACAUGUAUGAAAACAAGGUCUUUGAUUAUGAGGGACUUGGUAAUCUCCUGAAAAAACGAGCUACUUUUUAUGAGAAUAUUAUGAAGGCAAUGAGACCUCAAGCAGAGUACUUUGCUGUUGGAUACUAUGGUCAGGGUUUCCCCUCUUUUCUCAGGAAUAAAAUUUUUAUCUACCGUGGCAAAGAGUAUGAACGAAGGGAGGACUUCAACCUGAAGCUCUUGACCCAGUUUCCUAGUGCUGAGAAGAUGACCAGCACUGCCCCUCCAGGAGAGGAGAUCAAGUCUUCUCCUAAACAGUAUGUGCAAUGCUUUAUUGUGAAGCCUGUGAUGAACCUGCCACCUAAUUAUAGAGAUAAACCUGUUCCUGAACAGAUCUUAAACUACUACAGAGCAAACGAGGUACAGCAGUUCACGCACUCCCGACCAGUCAGGAAAGGAGAGAAAGAUCCAGACAACGAGUUUGCUAAUAUGUGGAUAGAAAGGACAACCUACACGACAGCAUAUUCAUUUCCAGGCAUCCUCAAGUGGUUUGAAGUCAAACAGAUUACGACGGAGGAGAUCAGCCCCUUGGAGAACGCCAUAGAAACGAUGGAGCUAACCAAUGAGAAGAUCAGCAACAUUGUCCAACAGCACGUCUGGGACCGGAGUCUUCCUGUACAUCCUCUCUCUAUGCUCCUGAAUGGGAUUGUGGACCCAGCAGUCAUGGGAGGAUAUACCAACUACGAAAAGGCCUUUUUCACAGAGAAGUAUCUUCAAGAACAUCCUGAAGAUCAAGAUAAAAUAGAACUGCUUAAGCAACUGAUUGCUCUACAGAUGCCAUUAUUGGCAGAAGGGAUCAGGAUCCAUGGUGAGAAGCUGACAGAACAGCUGAAGCCUCUACAUGACAGACUGACAGCCUGUUUCAAAGAGCUGAAGAAGAAAGUGGAGAAGCAGUAUGGUGUAAUAACUUUGCCUCCUUCCCUCACCGAAAGGAAACCCAGCAGGUCAGGCUCUGUCGUGUUGCCCUAUAUCAUGUCUUCCACGCUGCGACGGCUCUCUAUCACAUCUGUGGCAUCUUCUGUGGUCUCUACAUCUUCCACCUCGUCUGACAGCACUUCCUCCAGACCGGGUUCGGAUGGAUCUAUUCUGGAGCCUCUCUUGGAAAGAAGAAUAUCAACAGCUUCCAGAGCUGAGGAGCUGCCCAUGAAAGAUGAUGGUGAUAACCGGAUUAGCAAACUCAAGCGGAAGGACUGGAGUGUUAGCAAGUCUCAGGUUAUUGUAGAGAAGGAGCCAGAAACAGAACUGACUUCCAAAAUGGGCAUGUCAGGAAAAGCACAAAGACCAAAGAGUCUUCAAUUAGGAGACAACAGAAUGACUUUGCUUCAGAGUUCUUCACUCCAGCAAUCAAUGCCUCGAAGCCCACCACCGAUCACUCCCAAAACCCCAAGAACCCAAAGUUUUCCCUCAUUGCAAGCUGAUGGAUUGGCAACUUCUAGCUUACAGAGCACCCCACCCCCACCUCCGCCCAAAAGCAAACCCUAUGAGAAUAGCAACCCCAGGAAUUCUGUGGAGGUUGCUCCACCACUACCCAGCAGACGUGAAGCCAAACCUCCCCCUCCACCCCCAAAAACCAGAAAAUCCAGCGUUGUCUCGUCAGAGCAAGGGUUGCAGUGA
Messenger RNA from Tauraco erythrolophus (red-crested turaco), 5638 nucleotides. The record is from RefSeq and is a predicted model, not a curated record. NCBI's taxonomy places the organism in Eukaryota, Metazoa, Chordata, Aves, Musophagiformes, Musophagidae.